AUGACUUCUACCUUGCAAGCGGAACUAAGGUUCACGCAUAUAUUUGCUUCCAGUUGCCGCCUGUGCGCCCGCAGACAGUCGAGCAAAACACGCUCCUUUCACACCACACCUCGAUUUCGUUCUCCGCAAGAAGCUUCGAACAGCGCUAGCCCUCCAGGCGGUCGUGGCAGCGACAAUGACAAGAACAUUGAAGAUGCACGUACGGCAGCGACCAAGGGCCGGGCACUCCUAGAAGAGCAGAAGAAGUCUGUAGCAAGUUCAGCUGCUCACGAACCCUCCACUUCGGAUAACGGCAUCCCUUCGACUACGCCGAACUAUUAUGGGUCAGCGUCCAGGCGACGAAUGCGCAAUCGGGUGUCGAGCUCCGGCGAUACUUUCUCAACGCCGCAAUGGUUCGAAAACAGCAAUAUUCAUUUGUAUGGAGAAGAACAUUUAGCACAGGGCACUCGCUCAAGGGUACAAAAGGUGGCUGCAGAUCUGGUUACCGGUGAGCCCUUGGACAAACAUCUUUCCCCAAGCUCGGAUGGAUCGCCUCCUCGAUCACCUGGGGGAAGCGACAAUCGAUUUGAAAACCGCACUUCGUUGGACAACGAUGAAUCAGCACAAGCCGAAGAUCCAAAGGAUGUGAAUCACCCUUCAGCAUUGUCCAGGCCUGAUGGACCUUUCCAGAAAAGAUACUUCGUAUUAGACGAGCAAUAUGAAGAGGUUAUGCGAACUGCCCGAGGCCUUUUGCAGUUGCCCGGGGCGCAUUCUCGUAUCCAAGAAACUGAAGGAUUAAGGGAACAUCUACUGCUGCGGUACGCGGGCAAAGAUGGUGACCUUUUGCUGGAGCACGUUGUUGAAGAUCUCGCUCGUGACUUGGGCUGCGACCUCAUGGGCCUGGAUGCUCAGGAUAUUGCAAGCCUAAUGGCGCAAGCGUCGGUGGAUCCUGGUGUUAUCAGCUCCAGCCGCAUGUUCAGUUACGAUGUUUACAAUGAUGCAUUCUCCGAUCCAUCUGCAACAAGACGGCUUCGAGAAUCCAAAGAAGAAGAUGAUGAUUAUGAGGAGGAAGAGAUGGAGGUUGACGACUUAUCAGGCCCAUCCAAUUCAUCACCACUGGGAAUGCCAGUCCUGAUCGGCAAGCCCUUUCUUCCAGAUCUCAAAUCACUUUUCGGAAGUUCGGACCGCAGAUCGAGUGAAGGCAUGUUCGGACGACGAUUGACCAAGAUAUUCUCCGAGGUACCAGGUUCGUCGGGAGGGAAUUGGUCGAAGCAAGGUCUGAAAGCUGGGAGAUUCCGUGAAACACCACAGAUCUUUCCGUCUCUUCUGGCCAGCCUCUCGGAGCGGCAAAAGGUUUUAACUGGCCAGGAUGUACAACAGGAAACCGAUGGCGGUGAACGGAAGCAAGCUCUACAAAGAUCGCGUGAAGCUGCAGCAAAGCAAAACGGACUACCCAAGAACGCUGUGAUCGUCCACAUCAAGGACCUUGAAUCUAUUCAGGAGACUUCUUUGGGCCUCGGAUUCUUGCAUGAACUAUACAAGGACAUUUCUCGACAGAGGAAACUGGGCGCACCUUUGCUUCUCAUUGGGACCGACACCCUAAGAGAAGAUUCCGAUCCUUUGACAAAAGAGGGCAUCAAAAUCUUCCAACUCGGCGAUCGAGAUGAGAUAUCUCAUAACAUUGUCAUCACCCCAGUGCUACCGAACACGACAUCCAAGCUUGCGCUUCUUCACGAUCGGAAACAACGAAUUGCAACGAUUAAUAUGAGACACCUGUGGGAUUUGAUGCGGAGGCAAAAGCCAUCAGUCUUCGCCCAUCUGGAACCUGGAUUCUGGCGACGUGACUUUUUCAACCAUCUUGCUCGUAGCGACAGAUCGUAUUUGGAAGCCCAGAUCUGGAGUUACUCAUAUGUGCAAAGGUUGGCAACAUACAUUGCCGGCGCUGCUCCUCCAAUUCAAGAUAUUCCUGGCAUCACCGACAAAGCAGAACUACAGGAAUCUCUUGCUGCUGUUCAGGGUCUCUCUGAGCCUGUCAUAAGUGCCGCGAUAGCCCACUUGAACCACAGCGACAAGACCAAGAUGAGAUGGGCGGAGAAGAACAGCGUCGAACUGAAGCUAGAAAUUGGCGGUCGAACAGGUGCUUCCUCUGCCUCUCCCAAAGAAGACUCACGACUUGCGUCGAUCCGAGCGACUGCAUCAAAGUAUGAAAAACGGCUCAUGGGUGGUAUCAUUGAAGCCAAAAACAUUUCCACAACAUUCAACGAUGUGCACAUGCCUGUAGAGACGAUCGACACUCUCCAAACCCUGACCACGUUGUCCUUGGUCAGACCUGACGCUUUCAAAUAUGGCGUCCUUGCAUCGGACAAGAUUCCAGGCCUGCUGCUCUACGGCCCACCCGGCACUGGUAAGACUUUGGCAGCCAAGGCGGUAGCCAAGGAGUCUGGUGCGACGAUGCUAGAGGUCAGUGCGGCCGACAUCAACGACAUGUACGUGGGAGAAGGCGAAAAGAACGUCAAGGCAUUGUUCAGCUUGGCCAAGAAGCUUUCACCGUGUGUGGUAUUCCUGGACGAAGCCGAUGCCAUGUUCAGCGCACGAAGCAACCAGGGGCGUCGCGUAAGCCACCGUGAACUCCUGAAUCAGUUCCUCAAAGAGUGGGACGGCAUGAGCAACGACUCUGGCAGUGCCUUUAUCAUGGUGGCGACCAAUCGGCCGAUGGACCUGGACGAUGCUGUCCUGCGUCGUCUCCCUCGUCGCCUGCUUGUCGACUUGCCCACCGAACCGGACCGAUUGGAGAUUCUGAAGAUCCAUCUUCGCCACGAGCAGCUGGCCGACGACGUCGACGUGGCCGACCUCGCUAAACGGACGCCUUUCUACUCUGGCUCGGAUCUGAAGAACGUGGCCGUCGCUGCCGCGCUCAACUGUGUCCGUGAAGAGAACGACCUUGCCAAACAACAUCAGGGCGAUGAACCGUAUCAACAUGCCGGUCGACGGACUUUGGCGAAGAGACAUUUCGACAAGGCCCUUGAAGACAUCUCGGCCAGUAUCUCGGAGGAUAUGAGUUCGCUACGCGACAUCAAGAAAUUCGAUGAGCAAUUUGGUGAUAAGCGUGGGAAGAAGAAGAAGAUACCCAAGCUCGGCUUUCCUACAAGAGAUGAAGACGCGAGUCGUGAUACGAGAAAGGUCAGAGAUUAG
Messenger RNA from Exophiala spinifera, 3171 nucleotides. RefSeq lists its product as uncharacterized. Gene Ontology annotation, molecular function: ATP hydrolysis activity; ATP binding. Lineage: Eukaryota; Fungi; Ascomycota; Eurotiomycetes; Chaetothyriales; Herpotrichiellaceae. The transcript has a single exon. The coding region runs from base 1 to 3171 and encodes 1056 amino acids. Gene Ontology annotation, cellular component: mitochondrial outer membrane. The record is from RefSeq and is a predicted model, not a curated record.